AUGGCCGCUGCCGAUGUCCUGGCAUUCGACCGGCCUUGCCGCUUGGCUGUUCUGUUCAACGCAUUGACUGGGGGUUCAUACCAUCGCUCUUCCUCGAGAUGCACCUCGCAGCAGGGCCAACGACUAAUUGUGCCCACUAUCUUCCUGCAGCGGCUCUCUCGACAUCAUGCAACGUCUGCAGCGACUUCGUCCGUUCAUCAUAGCAUAACGCCUCCCAACGCCGACUCGACUGCUCGCCGACAUGUACUACACCUUGAUUCCCUCCACCCGCCGGCCCCAACCCAACCGGAGCGGCCAAAGAGAUCCCGGUCGAGCCUCCUCGAGGAUCCGAGUCUCAUUGUUAUUAUUGACUUCACCUCUGAAGACGGCCUCAUUGCCUGCAAAGGCAAGAAAAACAAAAACAAAGGCAAGUCCAGCAACAACAACAAAGCUCCAGACGGGCCGUCGAAGGAACGCAGCGAGAGCCCCGACGGAAAUGGCGGUGGGGAUCAGGGUGGUAGUGGUGGUAAUGCGGGCCAGGGCGGAGCUGCAGGUGACGGAGAUACUAAUGCUGGUGGUGGCGGUGAUGGGGACAAGGAUAGUGACAAGGGUGCAAACAAUGACAACGCGCAACAUGAUUUGUCGGUGCCUCCCAAAGGCAGCCAAAAGGAUACCAAGGCCAAAAACGGCCCUGAGACCGAGUCUCCUCAUCCUCCAACCAACGCGAUCGACGACGACUCUCUUCACGACGUGAACCUCAACGACAACGGCGGCAAAGCUUCCGAUCCUGGGCUGCACGCGCACGAGUCCAAGAGUGGAUUUGGGGCCUGGAGUAGUAAAUUGGUGUCGCUUGUUGGUGGUGCCGCCAGCGGAUCCUCGAGUGGUAACGAUGCCCAUACCGACGCUGGCGACAAAAACAACAACUUCGAUAUCAAUUCUUGGAGCGCCAGCGCCUCAAAGAAAUCCAGCUCUGUAGCAUUUGCAGUCGCCGAUACCGAUGCGACACAGAGAAAGCCCCAAAACCAAGCCGAGACGCCCCAGGACACUGUAGACGGGGACGAUGACCACUGGGGGUUUACUUCCAAGAAAAAGAGCAAAAAGGUCGAUACCGCACUUGGCUCCCUUGCUGCGACAGCGGUUUUAGGAGUCAACGACGGCCUCACCAAAGGCGACACCGAAAAGACGCACAGCAAGACAGCAAGUGAUUCGUCAGUUGAGGACGAAGUGAAGUCAGAUCCCAUGCCGCCGCCCAGAGGGACGCCCAGGCAGGAGGCGGAGCAGAAGAAGAAGCAGGAAGACGAGGGUUGGUCGUUUGGCUGGGGCUUUGGAAAGAACAAAAAGAAGACCGAGGAGAACGUGAAGCCAUCUGAGCAGCAGAUACCCGUUCCGCCGCCGCCUCCCCCUGCGCCACCUGCGCCAUUCGCGACCCAGGCGGAAGCCGCUCUCCUCUCGGAGAAUGUGUGGGACUCCGUCCCUACUUCAAAGGACAAGAAGAAGAAGAGGGACAAACUAGCGCAGCCCGACAUCGUAUCCGUCCCGGAGCCAGAGUCGAAGGAGCCGGACGACGACCCCUGGAGUUACCCUGGUAAAAAGCAAACCAAGAGAGAAAGGGAAAAAGAACGCGAAAAGGAGGCGGAAAAGGCCAAGGAGAAAGACAAGGACAGGGACAGGAAGAAGUCGAGAGCGGCAACAUCCGACGAAAUAGCUUCGGAGAAACCUCUCUCGCGCAUACCGCUUCCCAAGGACAAGCGCCUCAGUGGCAAUGAACCUUUGUUGGCCGGCAAAGAAGCAUCGCGAAUCACCAAAGAAGCAGUGACAAACGGCAAACCCAAGGAAGCGGAAGUCAAGAAUGACCCAGACGAAGCGAACGCCGGCGCAGCCAAGACCGGGCCUUCUGAAGAGGGUUGGAGCUUCUGGGGGUUUGCAAACAAGAUCAAGGGUGAUUCGAUUACCGGGUCUGGCGCAGACGAAGCUAGAGAAGGGUCAUCAAAGAUAGAAACGCAAAGUCCAAAGUCCUCGGGAGAACACAUCGGCGAGACAGCAGACAAAGCGGACAAGGACAAGGACAAGAAGAACAAGAGCUCAGUUUCCGAUCCGUCCAAGGGCGACUCCAAACUCGACAAGUCCAAGAAGGACAGGAAGAAGGGGGCGACUGAUUUGGUUCAGCUUGGCGCCCCGUCUGCAGACGACUCUAACAACUUAGGGCUGGACACGACAGAUGCUUUUGGCAGCGAAAACUUCUUUGGCUCUUGGGGUAUCGGGAAGAGCGACAAGAAGCGAAGAGACGUCGAAGACUCGUCAUGGAAACCCGAUGUGAUCGAGGAGCCCACCGACCAUACCUCGCCUCAGGACAAGAAGAAGCCCACGUUCAGGGGUGGCCCAGUGGAAGUUUUGGAUGAGACCACCGGUGAGAUUGUCCAGCCUGACGACGUAGAGGAGGUCAGGGACGGCAAGGCUGAGGGUGUCGACAGCUGCGUAUGGACAACGUCCAGCAAGGCAUUGUCAAGAUACCAGAAGGGGGCCUUAGCUGAUCCGCCUCCCCGUGCGCCCACACCCCCCUCGAUGCAUUUUACUGAACCUGAAGAUGAAGCAGGAGAUGCCGAUGCCAAAUCGAAACUCAAAUCAUCCAGAGACAGAGAAGCGGACAAGGUUCCCAAGCUGACCGAUAAGGACCUCAAGAGGCUCGAGAGGGAGAAGAAGAAGGCCGAUAGGGAAGCCGAUGAACGACUCCGACAAGAAGAAUCUGAUCGAAUGGCGGAAGAGCAAAAGGCACAGGAAGCCGCUCGUGAGGCAGAAGAGAAGGCUCGGAUCGAGGAGGAAGCCGAAGCUGCGGUCGCCGCCAAGGAGGAGGCCGAUAUAGCUGCGCUGCUUGAAAAGAAGGGCAAGAGGGGCAAGCUGACCAGGAGAGACCAGGAUAAGCUUACCUCCCUGGAGGAGAGUGCCGCAAUCCGGGCUGAGCGACGAGCUGCGAGAGAAGCCAAAGCACGGGAGGCCGAGGAGCGUGCCGCCCAAGAAUUGGCAGCUCGAGAGGCCGAAGAACAAGCAGCCCGCGAAGCUGAGGAACGAGCUGCUCGCGAGGCAGAGGAACGUCAAGCCAUCAUUGCCGAGGAACGAGCAGAAAUGAAAGCCUUGCUCACGAAGAAGAUGAAGAAGAACAAGUUGCCUCGGAAGGAAGAAGAGAGACUCGUCCAGCUUCAAGAAAACGCCGCAAAACGUGCUAAAGAGCGUGCUGCUCGCGAAGCCCAAGACCAAGACUCAAAAGAGGCUCCAAGACAACAAGAGCCAGACGAACCCCGGACCGAGACUGCGGAAGAAGUAGAGGCUGCCGAAGCUGCAGUCACUAUCCCAGCGGAAGAUGAGGACAAUGUCGAUGAUGAGCAGCAGCAGGCAAAUCGCGAAGCUGAGGAACAGGCCAUCCGUGAAGCAGAAGAGCGAGCGGCCGCUAUCGUCAAGGAAGAGGAGGAGGAAUUGGCGGCGCUGAUGACAAAGAAAACGAAACGCGGCAGGCUUCUCAGGAAGGACGAGGAGAGGCUCGUUGCGCUCCAAGUUAAUGCCGCACGACGCAAAGAAGAAGCAGCCCGAGAAGCGGCACGGUUGGCCGAAGAGGAAGAGCGGGCUGCCCGUGAAGCCGAAGAGCAAGCUUCUCGUGACGCUGAGGCUGUCGCCCAGGAAGCUGCCCGUCAAGAAGAGGAACGUGCCCGAGAGGCUGAGGAGGAAGCCGCUGCCAUCGUUCGAGAAGAAGAGGAACUGACGGCUUUGGUCGCAAAGAAAGCUAAACGAGGCGGUAAACUCCUAAGAAAGGACGAAGAGAGGCUUGUUCUACUCCAGGAUAAUGCUGCUAAGCGAGCCGAUGAGCGAGCUGCUCAGGAAGCCGAGAGAGCUGCCCGGGAAGCUGAGGAGCAAGAGCGUGAGGCCCAGGAACGAGCCGCUGCUAUCGCCCAAGAAGAGGAGGAACUAGCCGCUCUGGAAUCGAAGAGAGCGAAGAGAGGCAGGCUUCUCAAAAAGGACGAUGAGAGACUCGCAUUUCUUCAAGCCAACGCCACAAAACGGGCCGAGGAGCGCGCAGCCCAGGAAGCGGAACAGGCUGCACGGGAAGCUGAAGAGCAAGCCGCUCGAGAGGCUGAACAAGCAGCGAAGGAAGCUGAAGAACAGGCUGCGCGAGAGGCCGCAGAAGCUGCAGAGGCUGCCGCAAUUGCCAAGGAGGAGGAGGAGAUUGCUGAACUGAUCAAUAAGAGAGACAAUUCGUUCAUGGGCAUCUCAAGUAAAGGAGAGCAGCGAUUAAAACUCCUUCAGGCCAAGGCAGCAAAACGAGCUGAAGAGAAAGCGGCACGUGAAGCAGCCAUUGAAGAGGAGCGGGCUAGGCAAGAAGCUGAGCGUGCUGCACGUGAAGCUGAGGAGCAGGCCGCGCGGGAAGCCGAACAAGCAGCUAGGGAGGCAGAGCAGGCAGCCAAAGAAGCCAAAGAGCAAGAGGAGCGAGAAGCCAGAAAGGCCGCUGCAAUUGCUAAAGAGGAAGAAGAACUGGCUUAUCUCCUCGAGAAGAAAGCCAAGUCAUACAAGGGCAGACUUCUCAAUCAGGCAGAAGAGAGAAUCAUCCAGCUUCAGGCCAACGCCGCUAGACGAGCUGAAGAAAAGGCGGCACGGGAAGCUGAGGAACAAGCGGCUCGGGAAGCUGAGGAGGCAGCCAGAGAAGCCGAGCAAGCAGCUAAGGAAGCCGAGGAGCUUGCCGCUCGGGAAGCAAAGAAACUCGCCAUGAUUGCUGAAGAGGAAAAGGCAUUGGCGAUGUUACUGGAAAAGAAGGCCAAGUCGAAGCUGUCGUCCAAGGGAGAAGAGAGGUUGAAGAUUCUUCAGGCCAACGCUGCCAAGAGGGCUGAAGAGAAGGCUGCGCGAGAGGCUGAGGAACAAGCCGCCCGGGAAGCUGAGCAAGCGGCUAAGGAAGCCGAGGAGCAAGCUGCUCGGGAGGCGGCAGAGGCCGCUGCGAUUGCAAAGGAGGAGGAAGAACUCGCCUACCUCCUUGAAAAGAAAGCCAGGUCGUAUAAGGGAAAGAUGCUCAACCAGGCAGAAGAGCGGCUGGCCGAGUUGCAGGCGAAUGCCCAACGGCGCGCUGAAGAGAAAGCGGCACGGGAAGCUGAGGAGCAGGCAGCCAGGGAAGCCGAAGAGCGAGCCGCGCAGGAGGCCGCAGAAGCUGCCGCAAUCGCCCAAGAAGAGGAAGAGAUUACCCUUCUACUCAAGAAGAAAGCCAGCUCCUUCAGAGGCCUGUCGAGCAAAGGAGAACAGCGGUUGGGCGAGUUGCAGGCCAAUAAGGCAAGGCGAUUGAAGGAGAAGGCCGACCGAGAAGCUGAGGAAAAGGCCGCUCGGGAAGCCGAGCAGGCAGCCAAAGAGGCGGAAGAGCGGGCUGCCCAGGAGGCCCUAGAGGCUGCUGCCAUCGCGCAGGAAGAGGAAGAGAUGGCAGCGCUCCUGGAUCGAAAGGCCAACUCCUUCAUGGGCCUGUCAAGCAAGAACGAGAGGCGUCUAAACGAGCUUCAGGCAAAUGCUGAGGCGCGCGCAGCUCGUAAAGCCGAAGAGCAAGCAGCAUUCGAAGCAGAACAAGCUGCAAAGGAGGCAGCAGCCAUUGCCGAAGAGGAAAAGGAACUGGCCGAUCUCCUGCACAAGAAGGACAGGAAGGGCAAGCUGUCCAAGAAGGACAGUGAACGAUUGGCUCAUCUUCGAGACAACGCGGCAAGGAGAAAGGAAGAGCAGGCCGCACGCGAAGCCGAGGAAGCCGCCAACGCCAAGCAAGACGGUGACGAUGGAGACGAGGAUGUCCUUGAUGACGCUGACAACGCUAACGACAAUGAUGACGACGUCGACGCUGACGACAAUGAUGAUAUUGAUGCCGAUGCCGAAAAUGAAGCCAUUCGCCUAGCUGCCGAAGAAGAGGAGGCGGCCCGCGAAGCUGAGGAGCAGGCAGCCCGCGAGGAAGAGGCGAGAGCCGCUCGAGAGGCUGAAGAAAAGGCCGCACAGGAAGCUGAAGAAGCCGCGAGGAAGCUGAAGAAGAGCUCCAAGAAGGACAAGAAGGACAAAGACGACAAGAAGGACAGGAAGGACAAGAAGGACAAGAAGGACAAGAGGUCUCGGGAUGUCCCGUCCGAACCUGAGGCGGAGCCGGUUGCAGAGGAGGAACAACCAGAAGCAGGAACCAAACCGUUCCCCGAUUUCGACUUGAGCCCUGCUGAGAUUGAAGAGCUGCUUGCGCCCAAGGAGAACAACGCAUCAGGUGCGUUCAGCUUCUGGGGCCUAGGCGGCAAGAAGUCGAAGCCCAAAGAGGAACCAGAGUCUCGAUCUGCCGACGAUACGUCUUUAAAAUCCUCGGAGCAGCCAAGAUCUCUCGGCGGUAGGAUCGCCCAGGGCCUCAAGGCUUUUCAAGAAGAACCGGAAGAAGUAGCCGAUCCCACCCUUCCACCAACCCCCCCACCGGCAUCAGACUCGGACAAAGAGAAGCCCGCGGAGCAACAAGACCAAGAAGCGGCGGAUGAUAAACAGGUGGCCAGGAAAGAACCAACAGCUAACUUUGAACAGGCGGCCGAAGAUUUGCAGUACGGAGAGGAUGUAGCAGAACAGCCAGCCGCCAAGAAGGAGUCGCGAGAAGAUCGUGCUCGGAGACGCCGAAAGGGGGAGGAGCCCAUCAACGCAGCAGCCAGAGACCUUCCGAGGAGGCACCGCAGGCCAUCCGAUGUUCCAGGCACAUUCCCUGACGAUGACGACGAAAACGAAAUCGUUGCCAUUAUCGACGAAGCUCCAAGAAGAGAAAAGGACAGCACGAAGAGGCACAAAAAGCGACGUCCCAGAGAGGAUGUGGUAGAACCACCUCCUCCUCCGCCAAUGGUCCCGAUGCCGCCACCUCCUCCUCCUCCCGCGGCCCCUGACCCGCCUUUGACGCCGCCCCCGGAGCCGAAAUCGUCAAGAAAAGAUCGAUCGAGAUCCAGCCGAGAGAAGGAGAAGUGGCCCGCAGUGGAAUCCCCUCCACGCAGGGAGAGGGAGGAAAAGAGGUCGUCGAGGCACAAGUCGGAGAAGUCGUCCAGACGUGCGAUUGAAAAGACGUCCUCCAGAGAAUCCACUUCUGACAGGGUGGAGCGACCGGAGAAGCCGUCAAGGGCAUCGGGGCGAGAUCGAAUCUCGGGAAUGUUCAGCGGCAACCCCCCUACUCGAUCAAUGUCAACGCGAGAGAAGGAGAGGCGCCCGGGCAUGAAUGGGAGCAGCAAGCCAUCCAGGAGACACUCCAUCCACACCCACGGUCUUGCUUCUCCCCCUCCGGAAGAGGUCCUCACGUCAAAGGCCGCUAAGAUUCUUGGCUUCGACAAGUCGGGCUCAAAGAGGAGAUCUCGCAGGACGACCCCCCAGGAUGACGAGGAUAUUGUCAUGAUGGGUGCUCUCAAUGUCGAUGACGAUGCCGAUGUUCACGCGCCUUACGGACAGGAAAGACAUCGAAGCAAACGAUCCCGCGACGAGGACGUCCUCCCGAUGGAGCCUCCCAGCCCAGAGCGGCCAGACAGGCGAGGAACGUCAGCUUCCAAGAAGACUGGGCUAUCCGGGCUGUUCAGUGGCUUCAUGACACCCCGAGCGUCCAAGGUUGAGACGGGCGUCGACUUUGAUGUGCCUGCGGGGGAUACCGAUCGAGAAGGUCCUCGGGUGUCUAGCCGGAAGACCAGAAAGCCGGAGCGAGAAGCAGAGCGGCCUGCUGAGGACCGCGAACGGCGACGGAAGCGCAGAGACGACAGCGAAACCCGCAAGCUUGAAGAAAAGGAGGCUCGCCGUGAGCGGCGUGCGGCUCGGCAGCGUGAGGAGGAGGAGCGGCGCGCGGCAGACGAGCGAGAGGCUCGGAGGGCUGAGCGGCGCCUUCGUAAAGACAGAGAGAAGGAGCGGGAGCGGGAGAGGGAGAGAGAAGAGGAGGCUGCGAGAGCAGCCAAGCGUCAGCGUCGCAGAUCGCAUCCCGAUCAAACCGAGGAUGAAGCUGCUGAGCGGCAGCGUAGACGCGAAGCGAAACGUGCUGCAAGGGCUGCUGAGGAGGAGGCAGCCGCGGCAGCAGCCCACCGGCAGAGGAAGAGCAGUCGGCGAUAUACCGAACCGACGACGGAUGACCACAUCUAUCCAGUCAAGGAGCGUCGACGUGACGGCAAAAGAGCGGCCCCGACGAACUGGCCACACUCCGGGACAUCGUCAUGGGUCAAGGAGCAUUCCGACCCCCCUCCGCAUUUGGAUGAUGCCGGACAUACGACAGAUGCGAUGCCGCAUACUGAAGACGAGCACGCCCGACGCGAGGCGCGGCGCGCAAGGCGGAGAGCCAAGUACGAAGAGGCGCCUGUGGAAGACGCAGACGAGAAGCGCCGCCGAGAGAGGCGGGAGCGACGCGAGCGGGAGAAGCGCAACGGCGUGUCUGAGGGAAGCGAUGAGCGACAUCGCAGCCGACGAAACUCUGCAGCGGCAGCAGAGCCGGCGCCUCGGAGCAGCUGGUGGAGGAGGUUUGGCUGA
Messenger RNA from Trichoderma reesei QM6a, 8484 nucleotides. RefSeq lists its product as uncharacterized. Bases 1 to 8484 code for a protein of 2827 amino acids. The record is from RefSeq and is a predicted model, not a curated record. Lineage: Eukaryota; Fungi; Ascomycota; Sordariomycetes; Hypocreales; Hypocreaceae. The transcript is spliced from 3 exons.